AUGGGGAAAGUAGAGGGCGAGCAGCCAUUGCCAAUUACAGGUCUUGAUGCUCAGAGUGCAACUCCAAAUUCAGGGAACAGAAAUAGGAGUUGUUUGAAUUGUAGAAGGAUUAAAAAGGUGGUGACUUUUAGAUGUGUUUUUGUUUUGAUACUCGGUUUUGCAGUUCUUUUGUCUGCUAUUUUUUGGCUGCCAUUCUUUCACUUUGGAGAUAGAAAAGACUUGGAUCUGGAUUAUCAAGGUUAUAACAUAGUGGCAAGUUUUAUGCUUAAGCAGCCGGCUUCUUUUCUUAAAGACUAUAUCCUGCAACUUCGGGACAACAUUUUUGAUGAAAUAAGAUUCUCCACAACUAAUGUGGAAAUAUUAUCUUUACAACCAUUAGAUGGAUCAAACACAACAAAGGUUGUAUUUGCUGUCGAUUCUGAUGUGACGACCCAAAGUUUAAUAAGAGCCUCCUUUGUAUCUUUAGUUACAAACCAAUCAUUUUUUCAUUUAAGUACAUCUUUUUUCGACGAUCCAUUUUCUUUCGAGGUGCUGAAAUUCAAAGGAGGAAUUACUGCCAGUCCUGAACAGAAGGCGUUUCUUAUGCAGAAAAUUCAGAUCCUUUUCAACUUUACCUUGAACUUCUCCAUUGAUCAAAUACUAUAUAAUUUCGACGAACUUACGAGCCAACUGAAGUCGGGCUUACAUCUUGCUCCAUAUGAGAACUUGUAUAUUAGCCUGACAAAUCAUGAAGGUUCAACGGUAGCUCCACCCACAACAGUUCAGUCUCGAGUUGUCUUAGCCAUGGGUAUUAAUCCCUCAAAGUCGAGGUCGAAGCAGUUAGCUCAGACCAUCACUGGUUCUCGUACUGAAAAUCUUGGCCUAAAUCACACUGUAUUUGGUAGGGUUAAACAAGUUCGUCUUUCAUCCGUAAAUGUUACCAGUGAUGGAAGUGGUACCUCACCCUCACCCUCUCCAUCUCCUGCUUCUUCAUCAGAAUCUCGCCACCGCCACCAUCACCAUCACCAUCACCAUCACCAUCACCACCACCACCAUCACCACCACCACCACCACCAUCACCAUCACCAGCACCAUCACCACCAUGAUGCCAGUGUUGCUCCUGGUAUUUCACCUGCACCGGCAAUGGGAAAAAGUGGAUUUAUAAUGGGUAAAGUCUCCCCAGCAUCUACACCAGCGCCUACACCCGUGCCAAUGAAGAGUCGAGUAGCGGAGCCUCCCAAUUAUCAUUAUGGGUACAGAAAUAGAUUCCCCUUGAAGCCCAAUAAGAAUUCUCAUACAUCGCCAACUGCACCGCCGGUUUAUGUGCCUCGAGCAGCUCCUUCACAACCCAAGCACAUGUAUUCUCCGACACCUGAAAUACCUCCAGUUCCAGUUGCAAGCCCAUUACCAAAUGUCGCAUAUUCUCGUACUCAGCCCCCAUCAAAUGGUGAAUUCCAUGCAGGGCCUCCAGAUGUAAUGCCCUUAGUUUCAUCCUCAUCAUCUCCAUGUAUCUUUUCCUACCAUUUAUGGGCUCUCUUGCUGUUUCUACUCGUCGUAUUGCAUUUAUAG
This is a messenger RNA of Fraxinus pennsylvanica, 1548 nucleotides long. NCBI's taxonomy places the organism in Eukaryota, Viridiplantae, Streptophyta, Magnoliopsida, Lamiales, Oleaceae. The record is from the annotation of a GenBank genome assembly.